Molecule: messenger RNA, 5099 nt
Organism: Oncorhynchus nerka (sockeye salmon)
Lineage: Eukaryota; Metazoa; Chordata; Actinopteri; Salmoniformes; Salmonidae
Product: matrix metalloproteinase-23-like
Exons: 9
Coding region: 167-1360 (397 amino acids)
Biological process (GO): extracellular matrix organization; proteolysis; collagen catabolic process
Cellular component (GO): extracellular matrix
Molecular function (GO): zinc ion binding; metalloendopeptidase activity
Source: RefSeq, a predicted model, not a curated record
GGUGCUCUCUCUCUCUCUGCCCCAACACUCGACUCCACGGACUAGGCAGGGAAGUACCAAAGUUAUCCAAUAAACAUACAAAUGCGAUGCAAUUAACGAAGGACUCGGCGGAAAAGUAGGAGUUUACAGUUAUAUCCUAGGGGAAAAGCGCAGGAUUCUGAAUGAUAUGAGUUUGAUGGUUCCAAUGGAGCACAGGACGCAGAAGUUAACGAGUUCGCCCAAGGGCUUCGUGGCUGUGUUCGAGAUACGCAGAACUCGUCCAAUACUUGUUCUACUAGUGCUGAUGUUGGUAGGGUUGGAUGAGGUCGGAGGACUCCGGACGUGUAGGAGGAAAACGGAAGCUGGUGGGCGAUCUGUGGAGUCCCUGAGCUCUGUGAAGCAUCAUCCUAUGCCUGGAGCGGCACUGAGCCGCUCCAGACGCUACGCCAUCAACCCACUGGGACACAAGUGGAGGCAUUUCAACCUCACCUACAAGAUCGUGAAGUUUCCCAACACGCUGAACAAAGAUGACACCCGCCAGGCCAUCAGCAUUGCGUUCUCCAAGUGGAGCGACGUGUCCCCUCUCUACUUCGCUGAAAUCAAAAACCCCAACAAGAGUGCUGACAUUAUCAUCGGCUUCUACACGUGGAACCACACAGACUGCUGGUGGUCUCCAUUGCAUCCCUGUUUUGAUGGACUAAACGGGGAGUUGGCCCAUGCCUUCCUGCCCCCACGCGGGGAGAUCCACUUUGACAAUCAUGAGUUCUGGAUCCUGGGGAAGUCCCGCUUCAGCUGGAAACAAGGUGUGUGGUUAAAUGACCUGGUACAGGUGGCGGCUCAUGAGAUUGGGCACGCCCUGGGGCUGUGGCACUCCCGUGACCCCCAGGCCCUGAUGCACCCCAAUGCCACCUACACGGGCCAGAGGAACAUUGCCCAGGACGACAUCUGGGGAAUCCAGCGCCUCUAUGGAUGCACAGACAAGAAGCGAGUGUGUGAUCCAUGGGCUCGCCUUGGCUUCUGCGAAAGGAGGAAGAGCUUCAUGAAGAAACACUGUGCCCGACGAUGUGAUCUCUGCUAUGAGCCUCUUGAGGCCGUUACCACGCUAAGUCCACCGCCUGCCAACGUCAAGAUCAAGAUAGUUCCUCGUGGAAAGGUUGUGGGCUUCCGGUGUGGGACGAAGAAUCCUAGAUCGCCUCCCAAAGUCAGUUGGUACAAGGAUGGAGAGCAGCUCGUGAUCUCUAUCCCCGGCUACAUCACCAUGAAGGACCGCGACCUCCGCGUCGUCGCCAACGAGUUUAACGAGGGCACUUAUACAUGUCGCGUCAAUCGUGGCGGCAACGUGGUCUCCGCAAACUCCUGGGUCAUCCGCCUGAACAGCUGAGCUGAAUGAAGAGAGUGAGGGAAGAAUGAGAGCUGGGAAGGAAAGAAUGAGGCAUGGAGGAAAAGAGGACGAACCCACCGCAACAAUAUUAUAGGUGAACUCAGCAAUACAACAUCCUCAUACACAGCAUGACGACUUCCUGCUUACUAAUAUUAAAUAUGCCAAGACUGCCACAUAUUGGACCUUAUUCACCCAGGGAUUGUGAGCUUUCAAAAUACAUCUUUGUGUGAUAAAAAAAACAUAACUUAAGGUUAACCUUGGAAUCAACAGAUAAUUGACCAAUGGAAACAACCCUCUAUUCUAGAGCCAAUAGUGUCAGUCUUAGCACAUCAAAAUUCUGUUGUUGAUGUCUGUAAACAGGAAGUUUCCCCGGUUUGAAGGAUGUCGUCAUAUGUUUGAGUCUAACUUUAAGCAGGCUGUACUCUGACAGUACUCUCUUGAAUCCAGGUCAUAAAUGGAAUAGAUCCCAGAACUCAACCUUGUCCUUAAUGAUGAAUGAAGUUUCAGACUUUAAGAUCUGGUCAGAAAAGACUAGCCUUGCUCACCCUUUAAACGUGAUGCCUUAUUUUUAUGCAGUUGUUGUAUUGAUACAUCUCACUUUGUUAAAAUCUCUAGGGCAGAGUUGAUAUUUCUAUGUCCUGUGUCACUUAACAGUAUAGUAAUUUGUUUUGAGAUAAAGGAUGUAAAUGUGAUGCAGCUAUCACUGUGUGUACAGUGCUUAUGGAAAGUAUUCUCUCCCCUGUUUUCUAUUACUUGCCUUGCAUUUAGAGGGGGGAAAACAAUACAUUGGGAUUUAUUCACAACAACCUUUCAAAAAAGGUAUUUAUUUGUACCCCAGAGUAAAUACUUGGUGGAAGCACCUUUAGCAGCAGUUUGACCCACUUUUUGAAAAAGUCUCCACCAACUUUGCUGUCACACUACGGUCAGAUUUUGACGCAGAUUUAACUACUAGGCUAGGUCACUCGAGCCCCGUUUUAUACCUGGUUCUAACAUGCAUCCCGAUCUUGUCCACGUUCUGAUUGUGCCAUCAUUUUCAGACGAGUUUAUACGGCCUUAUCCGUCCACCUUGUCUGCAUUGUGACCUGUUUUCUUGUUCCCCCCCCAUAUGCAAAUUAUUUGAUGAAUAAUCUUUCAAAAUAAUAUAUAUUUAUAUUAAGACACAUAAGUCAAUGGUGCCACCUGUCAAUGAUUUUAGACGGCGGUUACACCACCAGCUGUGGACACAAUCAGGAUGUGGACAAAGGGCUCGAUUCGAUCCGUAGAGCUGAAGAUCCGCACUACAAUGCUAUUUUAAAUUUAAAAACAAUGUUACCCGCGUUUGCAGAGACCGCAUUCACGGUAAACGCUUCAUAUGUUGGCUCAAUCGGAAGUUACCUUUAAAUGUAAAUAGUGCUGUAACGUGGAUCUUCAGCACUAGAUCAGGACAAAUGUUAGAACUGGGUAAAAACAGGGUUUCAGAGACAUUGACCAUCUUGGCAAAUCACUCCAGUGCAGCAUUGGUCUUAUUUUGGGUUAUUGUCCUGGCGAAAUGUCAACGUCUGUCUUAUCCAGUGUCAGGUGUUCAACAGACUGAAUAUGUUUUACGUGUCCUUUGCACCAUUUUUCUUUUGACCCUUCUAGUAUUGGAGUGACUGCAAUUUUGAUCUUUCCCCCCCAUCCGAACUAAGAAACUAUUCUACAAUCACCAUGGUCACCUUCGUCUGGGUGAUGUGAUAAAUCAUUCACAGCUUAAUUAUUAACUUGACCAUGCUUAAAGGACCCUCCCCUAAUCUGUACCUACCUACAAAUGUAUUAAUGAGAUGUUCUGAAAGCUCCAGGGUAGCUUUGAGGUUAACUCUUUGCUUGAAAUCCAUUAACUGAAGGACCUUACAAAGAUGGGUAUUUAUUCUGAAAUAAAUACGUAUUUAUAUUGUAAACAAAUAUUGUUGCACACGGAGAUGCCACAGCAAAGGGGGUGGAUACGUAUGCAUUCAAGCAGAAGUUAAUUUUAGAAUCGUCUAGAUUUUGUCUCACUUAAAAUGUGGUGUAGGAUGUGCAGAUCAGUGAAAAAUGCCAAUGUUAUUCAUUUUAUAUUUAAGGCAACAUGUAAAAACUGUGCAAUUGAAGUGAGUACUAUUGCCUGUUUUUCUACCAUGUUAAAUGGUUUGGUAUAUAUUUUCCCUCCUGUGUAACAAGGAAUGGUUGCCAGAACUGUAUAUGCACCACCACCACCAGUUUAGAAAUAUGCAACAACACAUUGCCAAACAUAGACCACUGUAUAUUGAAGUGAUUUUACUUCAAAAUUGAGUAUUUUUCUUUGUACAUAUUUAUUUUAGUCCUGUUAUAACUGAUAGUAGUCAACAGGUUGACAGUUCAUGACAAGACAGACAUUUCCUUUGCCAAUUAAAGGGCAGAGAAACAAUGAGGACAUUUAAAAACAGGAGGAUAUUGUGUUGGCCCUCAUAAGCCUGCCACUGAAAUGCAUACAUUUGUGACCAGCAAAAACACAAAUGUAAGCAGUAACCAGCUGCUUUUACACACACAACGCAUUCAGAAAGUAUUCAGACCCCUUGACUUUUUCCACUUUGUUACGUUACAGCCUUAUUCUAAAAUUGAAAAAAUUGUUUUUAUUCAAUUUUCAAAUAAUUAUCAAUUGAUUGGACAUGAUUUGGAAAGGCACACACCUGUCUAUAUAAAAGGUUCCACAGUUGUCAGAGGAAAAACCAAGGCAUGAGGUCAAAAUAAUUGUCUGUAGAGCUCCAAGACAGGAUUGUGUCGAGGCACAGAUCUGGGGAAGGGUACCAAAAAAAUGUCUGUAGCAUUAAAAGUCCCCUCCAUCAUUCUUAAAUGGAAGACGUUUGAAACCACCAAGACUGUUCCUAGAGCUGGACGCCCGGCCAAACUUAGCAAUCGGGGGAGAAGGGCCUUGGUCUGGGAGGUGAACAACAACCAGGUGGUCACUCUGACAGAGCUCCAGAGUUCCUCUGUGAAGAUGGGAGAACCUUCCAGAAGGACAACCAUAUCUGCAGCCAGACGGAAGCCACUCCUCAGUAAAAGGCACGACAGCCUAAAGGACUCUCUGGUCUGAUGAAACCAAGAUUGAAAUCUUUGGUCUGAAUGCCAAGCGUCAUGUCUGGAGGAAACCUGACACCUUCCCUACGGUGAAGCAUGGUGGUGGCAGCAUCAUGCUGUGGGGAUGUUUUUCAGUGGGAGGGACUAAGUCAGGAUCGAGGGAAAGAUGAACAGAGCAAAGUACAGAGAGAUCCUUGAAGAAAACCUGCUCCAGAGUGCUCAGGACCUCAGACUGCGGCGAAGGUUCACCCUCACAACAGGACAACGACCCUAAGCACACAGCUAAGGAAAGGCCCAGCCAGAGCCCAGACUUGAACCCCAUCAAACAUCUCCAAAGCCUGGAUUGCGGAUGUCAUAUAUUGGCCAUUGAGAGGCCUUGAAGCCACCGCUCGGCAAUAUUGGCACUCCCCAGUAGGAGCAGUCCUCCAUAGGAAUGAAUGGAAUUCUACAGUAUUUCAAUUGAACACAACACAGGCAGACCAAUUCUGAUCUUUCUUCCACAUCAGAUCUUUUUCAGAGAUGAUCUGAUUGGUAAAAAUAUCAGAAUCGGGCUGAGCUGCCCGUGUAAACGCAGAAUAAUAUUUCACAUACUAUUGUAUAAGUGCCUAAAGUUGCUUGCUUCAGAGAAUACAAUUCACAAUAUAACGAUUUGAAUAACCACAGACUCUGGCUAAGCUUAAACAUGAAU